AUGGAACAUUUUCGUCAUACCGCUCACAUUGGAACCCACACCCUAAGCUACGCAUUGCGAGGAAUCCCCCGGCAGCCCGGCGCUCCACUAGUGGUAGUCUUCACCGGGAUCACGAGCAGCGCCCUGGAAUGGAGCGCAGUGUGUCGCGAUCUCGAGCAAGAAGCAACCCUGCUCCUAUAUGAACGAUCCGGCUACGGCCAGAGCGAGGCAACCGUGGCGGAGCCGGACUCCCUCACCAUUGUCGAAGAGCUGUCCCGACUGCUCGUCACUGCCGCCCUCCCACCCCCGUACCUGGUGGUCGGGCAUUCGUGGGGGGGCAUGCUCGCGCGCGAGUUCCUGGCCGCCCGCGGCCCCGAGGCGAUCUGCGGGAUGGUGUUAAUAGACGCGGUGCAGGAACGCAUGCUCUUCGAGACGUGGCCUGAUCCCAGUAUUGCGGCAGUCACCGCGGGGCUCGACUACAUGGAGGUCGUGGGGUUGUCGCACGAUCACCAGCUGACGGACGCCGAGUGGGCAGAGUUGAUGGCGGAGGAAGCCAGCUCGCACCACGCGCGCCAGGCUGUCCGUGAGCUGCCCUAUCUGCAGAUCAGCCGCCCCGUUCUGGCCCGAAAGCAGCAACUCCACCCUGCCACCCCGGACGGGGGCCGAGCCCUGCUACACGGCCAGCCGCUCAGCGUGCUCCGCGGCAUUUCCUACCGCGACCAGCAGCGCCUGUACAACCGGGGUGUGGCCCAAGGAUUGGGGACAGAGGCCCAUCGAGCGACCUUUCGCAACUAUCUGGCAAAGUGGGACAAGAGCGAGGAGGCUUUUCAGCGCGAACUUUUGAAUUUAUCGACGACCGCACGUUUCUCAACAACAAACAAGAGUGGCCAUAACAUUCACAUCCUGGAGCCGGAGCGAGUUGCAGAUGAAAUUCGCUGGGUUCUAAGGAGGAUUUUAUCGGGUGUUCUUUAA
Messenger RNA from Penicillium canescens, 951 nucleotides. RefSeq names its product alpha/beta fold hydrolase. The record is from RefSeq and is a predicted model, not a curated record. The coding region runs from base 1 to 951 and encodes 316 amino acids. The transcript has a single exon. NCBI's taxonomy places the organism in Eukaryota, Fungi, Ascomycota, Eurotiomycetes, Eurotiales, Aspergillaceae.